UCAUUACAGGUGUCCGUUUGUGUAGGGUGUUUGUCGGCAUUUUUCUACCUUUCGUUCCGAUUGGAAAGGUAAAGGACGAGUGAGUGCAUGUGUGUGAGUGUAGUUUGUUGGUGUGUGCGUUGCUGUAGCGUUGAUUUGUGUAUGGGAAGCAGACGAACAUUCUAUGUCAUUGAUCGCAGAUCGUCUAAAGAGCUUCGAGGGUGAAUAAUGUUUAUUGUAUAAUUUUGCAUUAAUGACAAAAGAAUGCUGAAAGUGUGUUACGAGCUGUAGUAGAAGAUUUCUUAUAAAUGCGCACGGUAAUAUCAGUAGAUUGUCUAAAGACCGCAAUUGAGCACAAGAUCAUACAUACACGCACACACACUCAUACACACACACAUGCCGAUACAUGAGAUCACACCGGCGCUCGUUUCCUAUUCGUUAAUUCCUUCGUUGAUGCUCUAGCGAUUGGGUAAUAAAAUAGCAAAUAAGAACAGCUUAUUACCUGUUAUACGCAUUUUUGAUAAGUAGCCAAGGUGUCCCAAUCACAACACUCUCUUGGAUAGAAAUCCUUUACAAAUUUGGGAACGUAAUGACGCCUCGAAAAAAACCGUCUGAUGAACCAUCCAUUUCACAGCAAAAUUUUACAAAUUUCUGGCCUAACGUAAUGCGAGAAAUUGAGCGAAUGAACAAAAUUGAUACAGCUCAUCCAGUGUUUCCACUCUCGCGCAUUAAGAGAAUAAUGAAGAUUGACGAAGAGGUGCCAAAUAUAGCCUACAAUGUUAGCUCCCUAUUAGCGAAAGCGAGCGAAAUAUUCAUCCAGGAAUUGACACUGUGUGCAUGGCUGCAAACUGAAGCUAGCAAUCGGGCAACGUUAACGCGCAAGGACAUCGCGAAGGCCACUGAAAAGUAUGAGCAGUUUGAUUUCCUCAUGGACAUUGUGCCGCGAAACAAAAAUGACGCAGAAAAGAGCGUUGUUGAUACGGAGGAUACGCAAGACGAGGAUAGCAGCGAGGAAGAGUGUUGCACAAAUUGUGCAAAGGAAGGGACCAGUUGCGAGGGACCGCGGUGUGGCUUCCAGCAGCCCGAAAUACAGCCUCGGAAUGCUGAGAGUGCAGCAGAGGGCCUCGCAAACGAAGAUACGGUGACACACGUUAUUCCAAUUGUUGUACCACAUAGUGGAACAGUUUCAACCGAUGAGCCUAUCAAUCAAACACUUCAACUGUUUUUGCAAAUAAUAACACCGACAGGUGAAAUAUCGCAUGUGCCGAUCACGAUACCUCAAGACAACCUGACCAUCACAGAAGUGGUUGAUCCCGAAGCUACACCAAAUUAUAUGUAAUGGAAUGGCAUACAGACGGCACCGACUGUAAUUUUUUUUUUAGUUUUAUUUUUUUAGUUUGCAUUCAACAAAUUUGACGAUGCAAGAGCAGCUAUCAAUCAUACAAAGAGCGGUAAUGCUAGCAGUUGCAGCAGAUAUGCCAUAUAAAGCACCAUUUAUCAAGGAGUUUGCAUGAGGCAAUUUUUCACAGCGAUAUUUUUUUUAAUUUUAAUUUGGUAUAAACUAUAAAAAGUAUGGCUUAGCCAUACAAGUGCCUUAAACUUAUGACCUCUUACUGAGAAUCCUUAUCCUUAUUUGAAAAUUUUAGUUUUUACAUAUGUCUAUGAGAAUUAUUUCGUUUUUUUUUUACAUUUGAUAUCAUUUAAAAGUGAAGACAUUAUAUUAUAUUGAUAUUACUACCAUUUAAACAUAGAUAUUGGGAUAUUUAAUCAUAUUUACAACCCACAAAAUGCAGAAAUUUAGAAUUAAAUCAAACUAGGGUAGGAAACUACAUUCGUUAUAGAAAACAAAUUACAAAAACCAGCAAAUCAAACGGUAUGGAACAAAAAUCACGCAUAUUCAAAAAGUAUUAUUCAUUACGGAAUGUAAAACUACUUAAACUAACAGUGUAGCAUCAGAACAAGUAUAUGCAACCAAGGUUAGUGUGAGAUCGUACCGUAGAAUCCCGUGAAGCUAUUGCUUGUAAAGAAGUAUGAUCGCAGAAGACCAUCAAUCAACAUAGCAACACGUUUACACAACUACAAUAGCAAUCGUAAGUAAGGUAGAUCAUGAUCACGGUAGAAGAUUUUUGAAAAUUUGUUAAGAGUAUUAAACGAUGAAGUUCAAACAAUGUGAAUUCUAUUCGGCAAGAAUUUCUAAAGCUACACCUUUUUAAAUAGCAAAAUACUAAAAAAAUACACACGGAAUCCUUUU
Messenger RNA from Anopheles arabiensis, 2230 nucleotides. Its product is annotated as nuclear transcription factor Y subunit gamma-like. The transcript is spliced from 2 exons. Gene Ontology annotation, biological process: regulation of DNA-templated transcription. The coding region runs from base 569 to 1318 and encodes 249 amino acids. NCBI's taxonomy places the organism in Eukaryota, Metazoa, Arthropoda, Insecta, Diptera, Culicidae. The record is from RefSeq and is a predicted model, not a curated record. Gene Ontology annotation, cellular component: nucleus; CCAAT-binding factor complex. Gene Ontology annotation, molecular function: protein heterodimerization activity; DNA-binding transcription activator activity, RNA polymerase II-specific.